This is a messenger RNA of Frieseomelitta varia, 2444 nucleotides long. It is a transcript of the gene RabGGTa, whose product is annotated as geranylgeranyl transferase type-2 subunit alpha. Gene Ontology annotation, biological process: protein geranylgeranylation. Gene Ontology annotation, molecular function: protein binding; Rab geranylgeranyltransferase activity. The transcript has 7 exons. Gene Ontology annotation, cellular component: Rab-protein geranylgeranyltransferase complex; cytoplasm. NCBI's taxonomy places the organism in Eukaryota, Metazoa, Arthropoda, Insecta, Hymenoptera, Apidae. The record is from RefSeq and is a predicted model, not a curated record. Bases 384 to 2015 code for a protein of 543 amino acids.
AUUGAGUAAGGCAUAUAAAUUAUGUCAUUAUACCUAGUCGGUCAUUUACAUGUUAUCUGUAGAUAAAAGAAACGGAAACUGUAAAAUUUUGAAUCGAACAGACAUUUUUAAGUAAUGCAUAUUUGUGUGCUUACGCGUAUAACUUGUGUAAAUCUGCUUAGCUGGACUAAGUGUAUGAAAUAAAAAUAAAAUUAAGUGUUUUUAUAGUUUUACUUUAGGUAUUAAGAAUAGAUAAUAUCUAUUAAUUUUGAAAAAAAUUAAUUCGUAAAUGAGGUGUUUGUAUAAGAAAAAUAGACAAAUUUAACCUUAAAGUUGAAUGACCUAACCUUAAAGUUAAUUAAUUUCUGAUAUAUUAAUGAAAGAAGAUUAAUAAAAUAUUCAAUAUGCACGGCAGAGUAAAAGUUCGAACAACUGCAGAGCAGGAAGCAUUAAAGAAGAAGGAAAGGGCUGAAAAACUGUCACGUUAUAGAAUUGGCAUGAGCAUUGUGUUUAAGAAAAGGAAAGAUAAAAUUUAUGACGAUGAACUGAUGACGGUUACUGAACGUAUGGUAUUACAAAAUCCAGAUAUUUAUACUUUAUGGAACAUUCGUAGAGAGGCAUUUAUAAAUAAUGAUUGGGAUGAAAAGCUUUUAGAAGAGUUUUAUCAAAAUGAAUUAAGACUUACCGAAAAUUGUUUGAAACAAAAUCCAAAAUCUUAUUGGGUAUGGUAUCAACGGAUAUGGAUUACAAAUCACUUAGCAGAAUGUAAUUGGAAAAAAGAACUAAUGCUAUGCACUAAGUGUCUAAAUUUAGAUGACAGAAAUUUUCAUUGUUGGAAUUAUAGGGAAUUUGUUGUACAAAAAGCAGGAAUUUCUCCUGAUGAAGAAUUUGAAUUUGCUACCUCAAAGAUUCUAAAUAAUUUCUCUAAUUACUCAUCCUGGCAUUACAGAAGUCUACUGUUAUCAAAAAUGUUUCAUAAGUCUGACCAAAACGAUAUUGAUGAAAAAAAGAAACAGGAAUUAGAGUUGGUAAUGAAUGCCACAUUCACAGAUCCUAAUGAUUCUAGUGCUUGGUUCUACCAAAGAUGGUUAUUAAAUACUCAUGAAUUCCUUGCUACGCUUUCUCAAGCUUUAAUAAAAAGUGAUAAUGUGAUCCUUUUUGCUAAUAAAAAUAUAUCAACUGAGUCAAUAUAUUUAAAAGUAAAUAAUAAAAAUGAAAAUGUGCAAUGGAAAUCCUUACAACAAACAAAGAUUUCGAAAUUAUGGUUUGGAAAAUUAAAGAAACAGUUAAAUGAAACAAACAAUGUUCAGAUCGAAAUUGAAGGAACAUUUUAUCCCUUGGUUUGCAUUAAUCAGAAGUGGAUAUAUAAAAAAAGAAAAUAUAAAUUUUGUUCUAAUAAAGAUCAAUUAUUAGAACAGUUAUCGAGUUAUAAACAGCUUAUAGAAAUGGAACCUAAUAAUAAAUGGGCUUAUUUAACCAGCAUUCUUUUAAUGAGGAAAAUCGAUUUUAUAAAAUUUUAUGAAAAUAUUUUAACAAAUUUGAAUGUUCUUGUUAAUAUUGAUUCUCUUCGAUCUAAUUAUUAUAAGGAUUUGCGAAGCAAAUAUAUAAUUGAGUAUAAAAUAUAUGAAUUAUGGAAUACAGAAGAAGAUCAGGAAAUAAAAACAGAAAUUGAUCUCUCUGGAUUAAACUUAACCACGCUUAGUAAUAACGAACAUCUCAGUUUUUUUGAACAAAUAAAUCUCGGUGCAAAUUAUUUAGCAGAUUCGUUACAUCAGUUAUUUAUACUGCAAAGCUGUACAAAAUUAUCACUUUCAAGUAAUCAAGUGAAAAAUUUGAAGAAGUUUCCUACAUUGCAAAAUCUUGAAGUUUUAUUAUUAAGAAAUAAUAAAUUAAAUAAUUUAGGAGAAAUAUUACAAUUACUAACAAGACAUAAAUUGAAGUUACUUGAUUUAAGAGAAAAUCCAAUUUGUAAUACUAAAGAAUUACAAACUGAUAUAGCACAAAUCAGUCCAGAUUUACAACUAUAUAUAGAAUAAUUUUCAUAAUAUACACAUACAUUGAUAAUAAGAUAUUAUUGAAUGUAUGAAGUCUAAUAUAGAGCCAAUACAUAAAUAAAAAUCUAAAACUUAUCUUUUUUGUAUCGUACUACAUUUUUUCUUGUGUAUAACUGAUUUCCAAAUUUAAAUAACUUUUGGUACAUUAUGUUUUUAAUUAUUGUUAAAGUAAUAUUAAAUAAUAUUAAAAUAAGUACAAUAAAACAUAGAAUAUAUGACCAAAGUGUUUUAAUUAUUUUUUGUUAUUGUUAACAAUAUGAAGAAAUAUUUAAGUUCUCAAUUCUUGUAACUACAUUAUGCUUAACUAUAUUAAAUGUACAAAUUUUUAUUUUUAAAUGUAAUUUUCACGAAUAAUACAUGUGUAUACACAUGUACAAACAUUUCCUUUUCAAAGUACAUUUAAAAUAUUUU